CUAAGAUCAGGAAAUAAACAUUCUUCGAGAGCUCCGACACGAAGUAGCUACUGAUAACUUGCAAACACCGCGGAGAUAGCAGUGUUUUUGUGGGGGUUUGUUGCUUGAUAAAAUCAUGGCUGCGGACUGGUUAGGCAGCCUGGUGUCCAUCAACUGUGGCCUGACUCUGGGAGUGUAUCAGGGCGAAGUCGCUUCCGUGGACCAGGCUAGUCAGACCAUCUCACUCAGACAGCCUUUCCAUAAUGGGGUCAAGUGUCCUGUCCCUGAGGUCACAUUCAGUGCAAUGGAUAUCAAAGAGCUGAAGGUCCUGGAUAUGGCCACUGGAAGCAGCUACAACAAUAACAACAGCAGCAGCAUCAGCAAGACCAGUUUGGGCCAGAGGGUUGUGACUGACAUCCCUCCCAGCUACUCAGGCCACAGUAGCAGUCAGAUCAGUAGGGGCAGCUGUGUGGUCAACAGCACCCAGGCCUCUACUUCUGCUCCAAUCACCAUCCUCACUCGCAAAGGCCCUCAGGGCGUGUCCGGCGGCAGGGGCUCCGCCCAGGUCACGCCCAAGAAGAACGGCGUGAAGAGCGGCCACGUCGGAGGCCAGAUGAGGCAGCGGGACGACGAGUGUUUCGGCGACGGCGUGGACGAGGGCCUGGACACCGACUUCGACUUUGAGGGGAACCUCGCCCUGUUCGACAAGGCGGCGGUCUUCUCGCAGAUCGACGGCUCGGAUCGCCACGGCAACCAGCGAGCGCGGCCCCGCAGCACGCCAAACGAGCAGACGCAGUCGCGUUACCGCCACGACGAGAACAUCUUGGAGGUCAAGCCGGUGGUGUACCGGCAGAUCAGCGUUCCUGUUCAUGGAGGGAAGGAGUACUGCACCGACUCAGGCCUGGUGGUUCCCAGCAUAUCUUACGAGCUCCACAAGCAACUCGUUGCCGUGGCGGAGCGUUAUGGGCUGUCUCUGGAACGGAGGCUGGAGAUGACGGGGGUGUGCGCCAGCCAGAUGGCUCUUACCCUGUUGGGGGGGCCCAACCGGCUGACCCCUAAGAACGUGCACCAGCGGCCCACGGUGGCCCUGCUGUGUGGGCCCCACGUCCAGGGGGCUCAGGGCAUCAGCUGCGGACGCCACCUGGCCAAUCACGACGCGGAGGUCAUCCUCUUCCUGCCCAACCUGGUGAAGAUGCAGGAGUCCAUCACCAGCGAGCUCGCCCUCUACGACAAGACUGGCGGCAAGCAGGUGGCCACCGUCAAAGACCUGCCGGUGAGCCCAGUGGACCUGGUCAUCAACUGUCUGGACUGUCAUGAGAAUCCCCUGCUGAGGGACCAACCCUGGUACCAGGCUGCUGCGAGCUGGGCCAACCAGAACCGGGCCCCAGUCCUCAGCCUGGACCCUCCAGUGGGCGGCCAGCCCCAGGUUGUGGAGGCCAAGUGGACCCUGGCCCUGGGCCUGCCUCUCCCUCUGGCCGAGGGCCAUGGUAGAGUCUACCUCUGUGACAUUGGCAUACCCAAACAUGUGUUCCAAGAGGUCGGCAUCACUUACCAUUCGCCCUUCGGAUGCAAGUUUGUUAUCCCUCUGCACUCAGCAUAGCAGGGCUUUGGAGCUUCUCAGGCAGACGUGUGUGCGUGUGUGUGUGUGCGUGCUUGUGUGUGCGUGCAGCUUUUUGAAUGACCGUCACUAACAUGCAACACAUAAGCACUAGAGGUUGAUGGAUGUGUCCCUACUGAUGUAAAAGCAGCUUGGGAUUGUUCCACUGUGGGGAGCAUGUCCAUGGCCCUCUGAAAGGGAAAUGGAGCAGUAGCCCCUGAAUGGAGCAUCUCUGGAAACGGCUUCAGAUGGUUUUGAUGGGGGUAUGUUUUCCUGGAACUCUCAGAGGGUGCGUGAGCUGUCACUGCUAAAGGGAAACCCUCUGAAGG
This is a messenger RNA of Osmerus eperlanus (European smelt), 1905 nucleotides long. RefSeq names its product enhancer of mRNA-decapping protein 3-like. Gene Ontology annotation, cellular component: P-body. The transcript is spliced from 7 exons. Gene Ontology annotation, molecular function: mRNA binding. Lineage: Eukaryota; Metazoa; Chordata; Actinopteri; Osmeriformes; Osmeridae. The record is from RefSeq and is a predicted model, not a curated record. Gene Ontology annotation, biological process: P-body assembly; deadenylation-independent decapping of nuclear-transcribed mRNA. Bases 116 to 1579 code for a protein of 487 amino acids.